CGCGAAUGUAUUCUAAAAACGAUAUUGCUUCCCUCGUCAGCGAGGCCCCGCCAUUAAUCACCCGUGCACGGCGCGCUCUUAAUUGCCUGGGGCCCUCGACCUGCUUGCAGAACUACGACACUCUGAGCAAGGGCAAGAAGUCAUGGAGCGUGCGGCUGGGUCUGUCACGGCAGCACCAGAGCCCGGAUGACCCCGGCAAGGGUUGGGGCACCAUAAGCGGCGGCAGCGUGAUCUCCCGCCAGAUGAUCUACGGCGAUCCGUGGCUGUACGGCACGGUGCGAUCGUCGUCGUCGCGUUCCGGACACGACCCGCGGCCCUUCCUCACACCGCCGCCGCCGCCGGGCGCGCCGUUGCUCGUGGUAUGUUCCUGCCCGGAGUUCCUCACCGGCACCGUCAGGAAACUCGGCAGCUGCCGCAAAUGCGGCGGCCACCGGCUGGCCGGGGUGCCGUUCGGCGGUACUUGCCGUUUGCCGCCCUCCUCGAGGUCCAGGCCCAGUCUCGCUGGUGUGUUGAGGGCCUCGAUCGACGAUCCUUACGAUCAGAUGCGACGGAACCGGCUGGUGGAGCCGAGAUCGCGAGCGCGCAGCAUCUCGCCGCACCGGUCGUCGUCGCAGCGCGACUCUCGGAGUCAGAGCGUGAUCGCACGUGCUGCGAAGGAGCGGAAGAGCACGGGCGAAGGCACCACGUCGUCCGCGAGGUCCGAAUGGUUCGACAAGGAGCCAAGCACGGCGAGCUACGAUGAGACCGCCGCGACGGCCAACGUGCGCAAAUCCCGACCCGGUUUCGCCGUCGGUGCAUCUUCGGACGAUUGGAAACUGAGAGACGAAAGCACCGGGACGGAGAGCCACCCGCGGAUUCACUCCAACGCGACGACGUCCGCGAGGCUGGCGCGUGUCUCAAAAAAGCCGACGAGGGACACGAGGAAGCAGUGGCUGGACGCCGGUGGUCAACAAACGUCUGAGGUGACGAGCAGUCAACGGCGGAGCAACCAGGACGAGUGGAAGGACGCGACGACGACGUCGGUCGCGGACUCCCGCCGGAGUAUCCUCGAGUGCGACGUGAAUCCGUAUCUGUUGUUGAAGAAGCAGAAGGACGAGGACGACUUGAGCGACGAUCUGUCGGACAACGCUCUGGAACAGGACGACCUCCGUGCGCCGUCCAGUCUGUUCGACCCCUCCAAGGUGAAGUCCAUCGAAAGGAUACCCAACAGAAGCGCGGUUGCGGCGAUCGGUGGCCAACGGAUCCGCGUGUUCAACGAGCCGCGGGAGAUUUCGGACGACGAUGAUAUUGACGUGCCUCCGGUUACCAGGAUCCCGAUUCCGAAGGUCUCGCCGAAGAGACCGCCGAGGCGGCUGAAAGAAGCUCGGCAAACGCUCAAGAGUAUCCUCAAGCGCGGCCGUGUGAUCGAGAGCAAACGGAAGAACGUUCUGUUCAACGUGGACAACGUGAUAUUCGCGCCCGAGAAGCCGUCGGAGGCGACACGACUGUCUUGGAGCCGACUCGGCAGAAUUGUUAAUCGCGAUUCCGUCAAGGAGCAGCGGAACAAUAACGAACAGCAGGCGCAAGAACAGGAAGAGGAAGAGGAGGAAGAAGAGGAAGCGCCGAUCGUGCCGCAGGAGCAGCAAGAGAAGCAUAACUUCAUCACGAUUCCGAAUAUCAGGGACCCGAAGGUCGACCGGAUCCGGUUGAAGGAGCCGAGGAUCGUGCCGGAAGUGAAGCUCGCGCCACCUGGACCCGACAGGAUCAAGAUAGACAAGUUUGUGCCGUCCAGGAAGCCCGAUCGACUCGCGUCCAAGAGGCAGGAGGACGGCGGAGUGGAGCAACGCGCGCGGGAAUUGCGUUCGUCAACCGAGAACUCUCCGUCCUCUCCGAAGACCGACGUCGGCAGAAGACAGGAGAGGAUAUUGCCGGAAGAAGAGAAGAGAAGAUCGUCGAAGGAAAGGAUAGUCCGGCCUGAGGACGAGACCGAGUUGGAGAUCGAGAUCGAGGAGCUGAAGGACCGUCUGCCGUGCAUCGCUGUCGAUGAGAAGGACCUGAUCUCGAAGUCUGAAGAAAACACGAGGAAAUCCCUAUUGACGCGAAGCCAAAGCGACCGGUCGUUCAGCCGGCCGGAGGUCUCGGCCGGCGACGUGCUGUUCUCGGACACGAUGCGCCUCAGCUUAUGCAAGAAGAUCAAGGAGCCCUCUUCCGUCUAUACUACGCCCAUAUGCGGAGUCACGCGCGAGGACGUCGACGAGGAAGGCCCGAGGAAGGACGAGGCAGGGGAGACCGAGGAAGAAGAAGAAGAGGCAGGCGUCACCGGUGGACUCAAGGGAUCCGAGCGCGAGGUCGAGGCGAGCGAGAACGUUAAGAGCAACCCUGAGAAGAACGCCGACAACGUCGAGAAAGAGGCGGAGCCGCCACCGCCGGACGCGCGCAGCGAUAUUUCCGAUAGCAACGAGCACUUCCGCACAAUGAGACCCACGAGCUGGUCCCCGCCGCCAGGUAGGCAACGCCAUCGCUUCAAGAUCAGCGACUCCGCCGUGGUGGAUCUGGACGAGACUGCCAACUCGAUCAGGGACCACCGCAGGACAAUUUCUUCUGCGUCGACCGCCUCGUGGAACUCGAGCAGCUCGUACGGCUCGUCGAAGAUCGAGAUUGGCUCUCCUGAGAGUAACGUCUGCAAGAUCACGGUGAGCCCGCUCUCGUCGCCGCUCGUCCAUCGUUUGCAGAUUGGGCCGGAUUCCGGGUCGAGAGGGUCCAGAAGGACUUCUAUUCUGAUCAACGGUGAUCAGAGUCCCACGAAUGUGGAGCAAUCGACGCAACCCGGCAACAAGGUGACCAUCAGCGUCGGCGGCGAGGACAGCGUGUGCAAUCCGACGGUGAUCUCCGUGAACUCGGAGAAUCCGCCGAAGAUUCAGAGCUCCGUCGAGAAUCGGACUCUGGUGAUACUGGAGAAUUAUAGGUCGAACAUCGUGGUGGAGUCGGCUGAGAACUCGCGCUCCAAGUCGGUCGCGAAGGAUAAUCACGUUGUCGAGGAUGAAUUCGAGGUGAACUCGAAGACGAGCGACGAAUCACCUUCGACACCCAGCGAAGAGACCUUGCCAUGUCACACGGAGCAGUUAUCUUCGACGAAUUUCGAGAAACAGAAGAGAUUGAGUGUUGAAAUCAAAGCGACGAACACCAGUCAGUCGUCAAGGUCACUGUACGCGGCCGAAGAGAGAACGUCGCGGACAGAGUCCAAGACGCGACUCAAGGAUGUUGAGAAUACCUCCAAGCUGUCCGGUUUGUCGAAGGAAGCCCUUAUUUCCAAGCUGCUCGAGGACUCCUUGCGGAAAGCUCGUGAGAACGGCGAGAUCCUCGACGAGGAUAGCGGCGAGGCGAUUUUGAAAAUCUUGAAACAAAGCCUGUUGAAGAGCAAAGAGUACGAGAGCUCCGAGUCCACUGUUGAGGCCAACUAUUCGAGGUCGUCCAGCUCGGACGGUGACUUCAUCUCGACGAAUCUCUUCCUCGAGGAGAAUCCCUACGAGGUGAUCAAGGAGCCCAUCUACGAGGAGAUACCGGACGAGCCGCCGCCGUUGCCACUGAGCCCGCCGCCCACGGAGGAUUAUAUCAAGGAUAGGAUCUACUUCGGCGACGUCGAUUACUACAAGAAGGUCGCGCCGGGUCAGUUCCUCAGCCCAUAUCUGUCCGAGGAGGUCUUCAAGAAGUCUAACUCGGAGGAUCUGGCCGAGACUUACUUGUCGAAGAGUCCUGAGGACUUCUUUAAGAAAAUGUCGACGUCACCCGACGACGAGAAUAUCUCUACUAAGUUUGAGCUACUGAACUUCCUGAUGGACUCCAAGGAUCGAACGCGUCCCACGGAGGAGGACGAGGAUGACGAUGACGACGAGGAGGAUGACGCUGAGAGAGACUUGGAAGCUCUCUAUGAGCAGAAAGAGACUAGCCUGGGCGAUCUCAGCUCCAAAAGCUCGCAGAUCUCCAACGUUUCCGACAGCAGCGAGGAGUGCAACAUCAUCUUGACCAGUUCACCGGAAACAUUGAAGUCGAGAACAGUCGACAUAGAGAGAACAGACAGCGGAGUUGGUUCGGAGAGCAGUCAAGCCAGCAGCACACGCGGUGUCGCGAGGCGGUGGAGGACGGGCAACGUCUCCUCGGGUCCGGGGAGCCUCCUUGGCAGCAUACCGCAAGUGAUCUCCGGUGCUACGAAGCUGUGCGAGGAUUGCGAGCAACGGCUGGAUCCUCUGAUAACGGACAGCGGCGUGGUUUACGCGCCUUUCGUAUGCAGGAAGUGUUCGAAGAAGCGCGCGGAGCGUAAGGAGAUCAUCACGGAGAUCGUGGAGACCGAGCAGAAGUACGGCAGAGAUCUGCAGAUCAUACUCGAGGAGUUCCACCGGCCGAUGUUGCGAGCGGGCCUUCUCACGUCGGAACAACUAUCGGCGAUCUUUCUCAACGUCGAGGAGCUGCUUGAGCACAAUCUCGUUUUGGCCGAGAAGCUGAAGGACAGCGUAGAGAUCGCUCAGGUAUCCGGGGACGAGGAUCUUCUGACGGUGGACGUGGGCAAGAUUUUCCUCGAAUCGGAGAGAAUGCUGCACGCCUUCGAGAGCUACUGCACGCGCCAAGGUGGCGCCAGUUUGCUGUUGCAAAACUUGGAGAAAGAGAAGGAGCUCCUCCGCAUCUUCCUCAGGGUCUCUCAAAUGGAGAACACGGUCCUGCGAAGGAUGAACCUGAACUCUUUUUUAAUGGUUCCUGUCCAAAGAGUUACAAAGUAUCCGUUGCUACUGGCACGUUUGCUCAAAGCAACACCUUCCGUUCGACCGGACAUUCAAGAGGCGAAGAAAAGACUCAAGCAGGCUCAAACCAACAUCGAGUUGCACUUGGAACACAUGAAUGCUGAAGCGAAGGACGUUACGUCGACGAAAUUGUGGAGGAGAAUAUCGAUCAUCCAAAACGGUAGACGGUCCAUCGGCGAACAGGAUAUGGUGAACAUCAAGCUAAGAAAGAUGGCCGUCGAGAUUCUGGAAUGGGCUCACGAGGAGGCCAGGUUUGUUCUCGAAGGCCGCCUUCUGGUGGCGCAGCCGACUGACAAUAAUUGGAGGCGCGGUCGAACUGUCAAACUCGCGCCCGUCACUGCCAUGCUUGUUACUAACGGCAAGCCGAAUGCCGAGUAUCUCGAAUUUAACGACGACUCGCUCUUCCCGAAGCACAUAGGCAUUAAAGAAGCGACUCUGCUCUUGGUUAAAGAGAAACUUGGGCGAUAUUCCUUAUUACGAGAGCCGUUGUAUCUCGACAAGUGCAUAGUAUGCUGUGAAACGGAUCUCGAAGAUUAUUUCGAGAUACAGGAAUUGUCUUCCAAGGAGACGUUUAUAUUUAAGGCGGAGGACGGCGUGAGAACGAAAAGAUGGUGCAGAACGUUGCAGGCUCACGCACAGUCCCUUGGUGCUUGGCGCAAACGUCGAGGAGCACUUCCCAACAUCAUGAUCUGCGGCGUGGCGAGGAAUUAACGAAGACUUAGACGUAGUUAGGCGUAUACGCGACGUGCCUGGCGCGCUUCCAAUCGAUAUCGAAGAUAAUAGAAAAGGCUUUUCCUGCGUAAACGGCGCGAAAGAUCCUAAGUGACCACACGAAUUCGUGUGCAUGAUCUCCGGAUGAAUUAGUAAUGAUUUAUUGGAGGAGAAGUACGCUGGACCAAAGGAUUUCCUCGGCUCGCUUGACGCGUCCCCGUCGGCGCUGUCGACGAGCGACACGAAAGUCUAGUUCUUUACCGAAUUCGAGGUAAACCACCUGUGUUCGGUUACAGUGCGUAGCAGAAACUCGAGUUUCCUACAUCACUGUAAUUAAGAAUAUUUGCAAUGGCAUGUGUGCAGGCUGCGAGCCGCACACACAACUUUCAUCCGACAUCCAUCGAUUCCUAAACGAAUAACUCUAAGUACACAUACAUAAUAUAUGUUUGCAUAUACGUAUAGGAUUAUUUAAAUACACGUAUGAUUAUUAUUCUUCAAAAAGAAACGAACACACGACGAGUAGCUGUGAUAUCGACCGGUGUGUUGUGAGUAUCCGUUUUCUUUUCGCAGAUUAUUUUGCGCGCAGACGUUCCCGCCUCGUUGACCUUCCAUCGUGCGCAAGUUUUCUUACCGCGCGUUGCGAGAACGAAAAUAAUAAGGUAGACUCUUCGUUAGAUCCGAGGUAACAGGGUUCGCGGAGUAUAGUAAUGGACAGUUCAUGUGAAUUGAGGAUAACAGGGUGCCGUGCUGCGUGUCGCGAUUCUAUGUACGCGAUCGACGCGCGAGCGCUGAGAAUUCGUAAAGCUAGGAAUACUUAUUCUCCUCUCCCUUCUGCAAUUACUCUCCUUUAAAAUGAUUAACAGUAUUUUUUACUUUACCACGCCUAACAUUCGCAAACUACAAAUUGUGUACAUUGUACAAUAUUUCAUUUAAGCGCUAAGCCAUACGUGUAUGUAUAUAAAUGUAUAUUUACAGAUGUCCUCACAACAGUUCUAACCGAAAUUCAUUGUAACGAAUUAAUUAAUUUGCUCCACUACACAAUUGCUGCGAUUUAAUAAAAGUGAUGUAAUGCGCGUU
Messenger RNA from Odontomachus brunneus, 6560 nucleotides. RefSeq lists its product as uncharacterized. The record is from RefSeq and is a predicted model, not a curated record. Gene Ontology annotation, molecular function: guanyl-nucleotide exchange factor activity. Bases 6 to 5483 code for a protein of 1825 amino acids. Gene Ontology annotation, biological process: positive regulation of Rho protein signal transduction. The transcript is spliced from 12 exons. Lineage: Eukaryota; Metazoa; Arthropoda; Insecta; Hymenoptera; Formicidae.